AUGCUAGACACUACUAGCUAUGGCUCAAAGCCCCUACAACACGACGCAGAGACAUUCCAAGUCGCAAAAGAGCUCAUCUUGCUAAGCCAUCGACCGUCAUCGGACAACGUGAUGAACAUUACAAUGAAUAAUAACUCGCCCUCCACUAUUUCUGACUUUUUUAAACAUGACAUCAUCAAUUCGCGUUGCGAUAUUUCACACUUGGAGCUUCUGAAGGAACAUCGCGUUCGCUUUCGUCGCGUCCGUCGACGAUGGAAUGUCGAGCAGCGCACCAAGAAACAACAGUAUCUUGCCCGCUUCCACGUCCAAGGCAUCCCUCUUAUGCACAUCUUGAGACACUUAGUCACUGACAGUAGCGUACCAAGCACUCCGAAGCACAAAAACGAAGAAAGGAAACACCUAAAGCGACAGGGGCUCGGCAACACGACAGCGCAGAACCAACAGAAGGACACGACGGCGCUCGAGAUUGCAGCCAACGAGGCGCUGUUUGGCCAGACAGGAAGUGGCGCCGACGACCCGUGGGUAAUGGGACUAUCCUCGACUAGUGGCACCCCGUGGGGUGCAUCCGAUCCAGCAGCUUCCAACUGGUUUAGCGUCACAGGAGAUUUCACUCGUGGUGGUGGUAACCACAACCCGCGCAGUGGCAAAUGUCGUGGCAAUAUAGUGCAAAUGCCACAAGCGACAGGGGCAUCGCAUCAUUUGCCAAAUCGAAUGAAAAAUUCUUUAACGAAUGGAAAUAACGCCAUAUCCACGCCUUAUUUUCACCAUUUUUUGGACCGCAACAGCAAUAAUAAUGCGACAAAUUCGUUGCUUUUGAACCCAGAGAUUAUGUCAUCAUCAACCUAUACAACAACCAAGAGACCACGUGCAACGACCACCAACAAUAGCAGUUUUUUAUCCCCUUUUGUCGUAUAUCCACCACCUCCAUUCGAGCCGGACCGUUUUUUGCCAGAUUAUAACGCCAAUUGGGGUUUAAUCAGUCGAAAUGGUACAAGAAACAAUACCAAUUGGACGUCAUCGAAUGCUCUUAUACCCAAUAUAAACAGCACUACGUCAAAUGGAACAGGCAUUGGGUCACCAAAUGGUACCUCAACAAUUAUGGACUCUUUUCUACCUGAUUAUGACUCGACCCUCUAUUCACUCUGGAGCGCUCCUGGAGGCAGUAGUGUGAUGGGUUACGAGACAGACACUGAAGCAGCUCCAAGUCAACAACAACCGGUCCAACCGCCACUAUAUUUGGUGUCCGAUGAUGAGUUAAAGAUGGAUUCUUCUUAUCCUCAAUUGCCUGAAUUUAAUCAGGAUUUGGAUUCGUAUUUAAAUGAUACAAUUGAAUCAGGUGGACCAUCACCUACGACGCCACUUGGUACGUCUAUUGCAAAUAGUGGGAUAAAAAUGGACCAGUUAGUGACAACAGACAGGAGACUGAACAGUCGGGAGUCACAGCUAGAGAUGUUGCUAGCACCUACAACUACAGCAGAAUCUCUUGUGAAGAGAGAGAGAGCUACAUUAGGACUGGAAAGUUGGACUGGACGCUCGACAAAUAGAUUUCGUGGAGGGCACAAUAAGGCGUACACUUUAGCAAAUACCACUGACACUAUGGUUGAAGCAGUCUCGAGCGGGAUUACAAAUUCUUUACGGACUAUAUCUAGGAAUUCAACGAUGGAAACAAAACAACGAGUGACAGUGAUGCCGUCUUUGGCCUCGUAUCAGAGUGGACCGAUGUCAAACUCAUCGAAAAGUCAGAUGGAAGGAAGUUCAAUUGGGACUGUAACUUUAACAACAAUAGUCACGUCACCAUCUUCAAGCACUUCUGAUGUGAAAAAUGGAAAGCGUCCAAGAAGUCGACAGUGUGAAUUUCCAGGCUGCCAGAACCGAGCACGGUCGCAUCAAAAAUGCAAGAAACAUGGAGGUGCGCAUCAGUGUGUAUUUGAAGGAUGCACGAAAAACAGUCAGAGCCGCGGGUUGUGCAUCGCGCACGGCGGUGGCUCUCGGUGCAAGAAGGAGGGUUGUGUUCGUGCUGCUCAGUCGAAAGGCUUGUGCAAAUCACAUGGUGGCGGAGAGUACUGUGCCGUGGACGGAUGUAACAAGAAAGCUCAUUUGAAGCACUUGUGUCGGACACACGGUGGUGGCGUGCGCUGUAAGCUUGAGAAAUGUUCGAAGUGGGCACAACGCAAAGGCUGGUGCAUGGCACACGCGAAAGAAUUUGCAGCGCCAUGA
Messenger RNA from Peronospora farinosa, 2217 nucleotides. The record is from the annotation of a GenBank genome assembly. Lineage: Eukaryota; Oomycota; Peronosporomycetes; Peronosporales; Peronosporaceae.